Messenger RNA from Pelodiscus sinensis (Chinese soft-shelled turtle), 3380 nucleotides. It is a transcript of the gene ENG, whose product is annotated as endoglin. Gene Ontology annotation, biological process: vasculogenesis. NCBI's taxonomy places the organism in Eukaryota, Metazoa, Chordata, Testudines, Trionychidae. The record is from RefSeq and is a predicted model, not a curated record.
GAAAGAACCGAAAGCGGAAGGCGCCCUCCCCUGCUCUCCCUCUGCCUUGAGCCUCAGCUCCCUUGGUGCUGUCAGAGCGCGACCUCCAGCAGAGGCUCCAGGCCUCUGAAAGCGGCAUUUCCUCUUUCCAUUUGGCAGGCGAUCGCUUGGCAGACCCUCCUCUGAAGGGAGUUAAUUUCCUGCCGCGCAGGGUCAUCAGGGCUGGGCUGAGUCAGUGCUGCACAUUCAGGCAUUGUGAGUCCUGUACAGCACAUCCACGCUGAGGAGCCCAGGACAGCAAGCUGCAGCCACCUCGCUGGCCCACAGUGACCCACGCCGGUUCUGCUGCUGCUUCCACUUCUUCCCUGCGAGCUCUGAAACUCCCCAAGGCUGGAGUGGAGACGUUUCCUCUUCCUCCGUCUGUUUCUCCUGCGAUCUACAGCGAAACAGUGCCGCCCAUCAGGCGUUCCCGAUCCAGGGCCCCAGCCUCUGGACACAGGCUAAGAGCCGGGACGCGGAGAAGAGAGGCCGAGCAGGGAAUUGGCAUUCCCUCACCAUGGAGGCUGGGCUGUUCCUAGCAGUGCUGCUGCUCGCUUGCACGCCGUUGCACACAAGUCCCACGAGUGCUGAUGAAUGCAAAUUUCUGCCAUCCACGCAGGACAAGUUGCUUUACAAGACCAGCCAAGCCCUGAGUGGCUGCGUGAGUCGCAGCAGCAUGGAGGGACAGCAGGAAGUCCACGUUCUCCAAGUGAAAAUAAAGGAGAUGCAGCGCUUCCACCUGAAUGUGUCCUCCGCGGGAAGGACCUCCCUGCCUAAGCGGGCGGUGCUGUUUGUGAUUGUCUGCAACGAGUCCUGUGAGGUGUUGGUUCAUUCAGAGGAGUCCGAUCUGACCUUUGCCUCGGACAUCCAUGUCUCCACAUUAGUGAACAACGUGCUAGUCACUGAAAAAGUUAACUAUACAAGUGACAAGCCGAUUGUGCAACAGGUGAAAGACCAUUAUAAGGGCAUCACUUCCUUCACAGAGCUGGAAAACCCCUACCACAUCUACUUCCGACUAGGUGAAGAUGCCAGCAGUCCUGAGGACUGCAUCGUCCAGCCUGGCUUCAGUGCCUCGCAGUACCUCCAGGCCGAGUUCCUGGUCCCAAAGGUUAAGCACUGCAAAAACCCUCAUGCGCAGAAGCUGAAGGAGGCACACAUCUUGCAUAUGAAGCAGGCCCCAAAGGAGACCAGCUUUCAGCCUGGGAUGGUGAAAGUGAAGGUGAAUGUGGUCUGUCCUGAAGCAAAGCUGCUGCAAGAUCUGGAAAUACUGCUGAUCCUCCAAAGCCAAGAGAACGUGACCUGGAGGGUUGAUAUGAAAAACAACGGGGCCAUUUUGACACGUGGGAAAUACUGGUUGUCCACAUUUCCCGACAUGCAAAUGAAUGGCAGAGCCCUUCCUGACAAUGAGGAAGGCCUGACUGGCUUGGCCCACGAGAAAGACUUUGGUGACGUAGCUUUCUAUAGAGACAUCCCAUCUGCAAGCCACCUGACCAUUGAGCUGCACCGAUGUGGAGCAGAAGCGACGCCGACGACACCAACACUGAUACACACACCCCCUAUGCAAGAUCUCCAGGACAUUCUUAUUCAAGCAUAUGUCAGUCUGAACACCCCAUGGAAGUGUACUGAUGACACCAUGGAGAUAGCCGUGCCGAGGAGCACAGAGUAUUUAAAAGAGGACAUCACGGCUAUCACAUUGCGAGACACCGGCUGCAAAGCUGAACCAAACAAAACGCACUUUGUGUUGAAAAGGUAUUUGGGGGACUGCAACACCACACUGGAGAGUGAAGCCAAGGCCAGUAACAAGCUGAUCCUGACACUGGCUGCAUCCAUGAAGAAAGUUGAGGUGGAGUUCAGCUGCGAGCUGCCUCAGGAGCCCCAGCUGCAGCUUUACCAGACCCAGGACUUCAAGUGGCCAUCUACUACCGUGCUGCAAGUCAACAAAACUGCUUACGUCCAGAUCUCCUUUCGGUCAUCGAAUGCCCAGACCAAUCUGAUGGUGAAGGAGUGUUCUGUGCAGGUGGCUACCCAGGAGCCUCAGCGGCUCCUGCUCUCGCCUGGCGCAUCACACGGCAAAGCAGUGACCAUCCUCCCACCGAAAGAGGCCACUCUGGGCCGGGAGCUCCAUCAGUUCAGCCUUGUCUACACCCCGGCGGGCGGACGGCCCUUGCCUCCUUGUGCCACGCUGGUGUGCACACUGACCAACGGCAGCACCACGGCAGAAGCAUCGUUAAAGGUGACGCUGCAGGAUACCCCUGCUCAGAGCCUAGGGAUCGAAGCGGUCGUGGGGAUCACCUUCGCAGCGUUCCUCAUCGGCACCCUCCUCACCGCGGCACUCUGGUGCAUUUACACCCACACCCGCCCCAUGGCCAAAAUGCAGCCGGUCUCCAGCACCACCCCAGCCUCGGAGAGCAGCAGCACCAACCACAGCAUCGGCAGCACCCAGAGCACCCCCUGCUCCACCAGCAGCACGGCCUAGGCAGCAGGCCCCCGUCCCUUGGGCUGAGGGGCUGCCUGGGAGCUCCCACCAUGGACCUCAGCAGAGCUGCAGGCUGCUCAGCUCCUGGACCCAGGGACAGCGGUGGGGGGGCAGAGCAGGGCCCCGCCCAUCUCGUUUGCUCCGCUGGACAGGCAGAGCUGGGAGGAGACGCCACACCAGCACUUUGAAUGCCCCCCCCUCGCGGGGCGGGCGCACCUGCCUGCCACCCCCUCACCACAGAAGGGACCAGCAGUCGGGGGGACCGUGGGCCACGCCAUCCAGCGUGUGGGGGCCCCGGGAGCCUUUCGCUGCUCGGCCACACGCCAGCUCCUGCUACGGUUCUGUGGCAGCCUGAGCGGGGCUGGAAACAUCUGUCCACCCCUACGGCAGAUGGCCCUGCUGGAUCCCCACUGGCCGACCCCUAUGCAGGAGAGGGGCCAAAGCCCAACUGGGCGCCAGGACUGAAUGCCCCUCACCGGGGUCCCCUGCUCCCAGGGUGGGCCUGGUAUGUGCUGCUGCCUGCCCGCGCUGGCCCAUGCCCAGAGUAGAGGAGAAAGGCCCCCAGUCCCUCCUACCCCAGAAAUACCUUCCUGCCCCACGCCACCCCCUGCUGGCCCAUGGCUACAGCCCACGAACGGUGCAGCGCUCAUGCCAACCUGACCCGGUCCCUCCCCCAGGGCUCAGGCUCCAGAGCCAGCUCAUAUGGCCAGUGCACGGGCACACAUCCCCACUCAGCCCACGUUUACUGGCAAGGCACCGCCGGGCUCCCAGGGACGCAGGGGAAGCCAAGACCAGCAAGGCACUGGUGGAGCCGGGGUGCUCAGCAGCUGUGCGAGGCAGUGCGCCGGGGCAUGGAGCGGGGCCAGCGGGAUUCCUUGAACCCUAG